This is a messenger RNA of Petromyzon marinus (sea lamprey), 2523 nucleotides long. It is a transcript of the gene TUBGCP4, whose product is annotated as tubulin gamma complex component 4. Gene Ontology annotation, biological process: microtubule nucleation; mitotic cell cycle; cytoplasmic microtubule organization. Gene Ontology annotation, cellular component: microtubule organizing center; gamma-tubulin complex; spindle pole. The record is from RefSeq and is a predicted model, not a curated record. Gene Ontology annotation, molecular function: microtubule minus-end binding; gamma-tubulin binding. NCBI's taxonomy places the organism in Eukaryota, Metazoa, Chordata, Hyperoartia, Petromyzontiformes, Petromyzontidae.
GGAUGUGGGGUGGCUGGGGGUCAAAGGUCAACGCGUCGCGCCAGUUUGCGGGCGCGCGGGAGGCAUAACUGUGUACAGUGUGUACAGUACUGUCUCCCUCCCCGUGUACUGUCUCUGUCCCUGCGCGCUCUCUCCCUGUGCUCUCGCCGCUGUCGCCAUGAUCCACGAGCUGCUGCUGGCGCUGAGCGGGUUCCCCGGGAGCGUGUUCGCGUGGAGCCGCCGGGCCGGGCUGCAGGUACUGCAAGACGUCCCGUUUAUCCACCCGAGUGAGGUGAAUUUGCUGAACCGGAUCUGCCGUUUGGGCACCGACUACAUCCGCUUCUCCGAAUUUGUGCAGCAGAACAGCAGCCACGUCCAGAAGCCGCAGACGGAGCUGGCAGGACACAAGCAAGGCAUGUAUCUGCGUGCAUUUUGCUCCGGACUGGACUUGGUGCUGCAGUCGUACCGCCAGGCUCUGCUGGACCUCGAGCAGCAGUUCCUCGCCGAUCCACACCUGUCCGUGUCUCACGUGAACCACUCGCUUGAGCAGUUUCAGCUGCUCUUCCCAGCACUUAUGGUCGUCCUGGAUCUGAUUAAAUCACAGAAGGUUCACGGGUGUCAAAUCUUAGAAGUGAUCUAUAAGCACAGCUGCAGUGGACUCCCUCCCAUCCGUAAGGCGCUGGAGAAGGUGCUGUGUGUUUGCCAUGGGGUCAUGUACAAGCAGAUCUCUGCCUGGAUGCUGCAUGGGCUGCUGCUUGACCCCCACCAGGAGUUCUUCAUCCAGCAAGGGGGGGCCACCAGGCCCGAGCAGGGGGCGGUUGCAACCCCCACCCACAGCCAGAGCGAGCAGGACGACGAGCUCGGCAUCGGCGGCGUGUCCGGACGGCAGCUGCGGCAGAUGCAGAACUUGCACUUGUCCAAGGAGGCAGUCGUGCUGAAAGAGUCGAUGAGGCUGUACUCGAUUCGGCCGGAGAUGCUCCCGGGAUACCUGCCCCACCGCCUGGCCCAGAAGGUCCUUUUUGUCGGGGAGUCGGUGCAGAUGUUUCAGAGCCAAGCAGCGUCUCAGUGUGCGUCAGGUUCUAUUUUAAAGUCCCAUGAGGAUGCCUUUGCCACGGAGAUUCACAACUUGCAGCAGCAGGAUCUCUUCAGUCUUCUUGAGCUGGAGAUGGUGGUCGAUAAGAUCCGCAACACAGUGGCCGAGCACCUGUGGAAACUCGUGGUGGAAGAGGCAGACCUGCUGGGACAGCUGAAGACCAUAAAGGACUUCUAUUUGCUCGGUCGGGGAGAGCUGUUCCAGGCAUUCAUUGACAGUACGCAAACGCUGCUGAAGGCACCACCCACAGCUGUCACCGAGCAUGAUGUGAACGUGGCACUGCAGCAGGCGGCGAGCAGGGUGCUGCUGGACGACGAACACCAGCUACACCUCUUCCACCUCACCAUCUCCACCCAGGCCAGGGACCACCGAGAGGGACUGUCGGGGCAUGAGGGAGAGGCGGUGCGAGAGCCAUGGUCUGGCUGGGCGGCACUGGGCCUGUCCUACACCGUGCGCUGGCCACUGCACAUCCUGCUCACGCCGUCCGUGCUUGACAAAUAUAACGUUAUGUUCCGCUACCUGCUCGAGGUGCGACGCGUGCAGGCUGAGCUGCAACGCUGCUGGGCCGUCCAGAUGGAAAGGAAGAGCUCACGAAUGGACAAAAGUGAUGCAGUCAAGUGGAGGUUACGGAACCACAUGGCUUUUCUUGUUGACAACCUCCAGUAUUACCUACAGGUGGAUGUGUUGGAGUCUCAGUUCUCACAACUACAGCAGCAGGUGAGCAGCAAACGAGACUUUGAGAGCAUCCGCCUGGCACAUGACGCCUUCCUGGCCAACCUGCUCGCUACCUCCUUCAUCCUGCUAAAGCCCGUCUUCCACUGCUUGCACGAAAUCCUGGGCUUGUGUCACUCCUUCUCAGCCCUGGUGACCCAGGCGUCUCCGGUAUCAGAUGACCGAGUAUCCGCACAGCUCGACAGUCUAGUAAAGGGCUUUAGCCGCCAAUCAUCACUGCUCUUCAAGAUUCUAUCCAGCGUGCGGAGCCAGCAGAGCAAUCCUAACCUGGCCCAGCUGCUGCUGCGGCUCGAUUACAACAAAUACUACACACUGGCGGGAGGCACACUCGGCAGUUUUGGAAUUUGAAGUUGAAAAAUAGGUGGAUCCACAGACAGUGUUCCAUGAUUCACGUUGGGCAAAUGGAGCAAUGCACUUACAAUGCCGAGUUGCUCACGGUCACUAUAGUUUAAUUUGGGUUUAAAAUAGGUGAUUGUGAACUAUUGUGUUUUUUCCAGUUCUCUUUAUCAUUUUGCUUAUAUGAGCAUCAGUUUGUGAUAAUCCCCCACCACCACUACGAUAUAAAUCGUCGAAUUACCUACAUAUGCUUCAAUCUUAAAUGUGUUUUUAUCAUCAAGUGUGAUGAGUGUUGCCUCCCUGAUCGUUUUACAUAUAGCCAUGUAACAAUUAAAUAAAUUGUCACAAUGUUGUGAGUUCAUUAAAACAUAUAUUGUCUUGUU